This is a messenger RNA of Gymnogyps californianus (California condor), 5683 nucleotides long. It is a transcript of the gene CLUH, whose product is annotated as clustered mitochondria homolog. The transcript is spliced from 26 exons. The record is from RefSeq and is a predicted model, not a curated record. Gene Ontology annotation, cellular component: cytoplasm. Gene Ontology annotation, molecular function: mRNA binding; protein binding. Gene Ontology annotation, biological process: intracellular distribution of mitochondria. The coding region runs from base 1 to 4041 and encodes 1346 amino acids. Lineage: Eukaryota; Metazoa; Chordata; Aves; Accipitriformes; Cathartidae.
AUGGUCAUUAAAGCGGACGAGAUGCCGCCGGCCGCCGUGCCGGCCGCCGCGCAGGGCGGUGAGCAGCAGGAGCCGGGCCCCCGCGGCAGGAGGCCGGCGGAGACGCAGCAGCGCCCCGAGCAUCCGUCUGGCGUGGCACUGAUGAAUGGCAGCAGCCCGCAUGAGAGCCUCAAGGGCGAGAAGGAUGCCAGGCAGAACGGCCACGAGGAGACCGACCCAGGAGAAGAUGGGAACGACCAGGAGGUCAUUGUCAUACAGGACACGGGAUUUACCGUCAAGAUCUGUGCGCCAGGGAUAGAGCCCUUUUCCCUGCAGGUCUCUCCUCAAGAGAUGGUGCAAGAGAUCCACCAAGUUUUGAUGGACCGUGAGGAUACCUGCCAUCGGACUUGCUUCUCGCUGCAGCUGGAUGGCAAUGUCCUCGAUAACUUCGCUGAGCUGAAAACUAUUGAAGGACUGCAGGAGGGCUCGCUGCUGAAAGUGGUGGAAGAGCCGUACACAGUGCGAGAAGCCAGGAUACAUGUGCGUCACAUUCGGGACCUUCUGAAGAGUCUUGACCCGUCAGAUGCUUUCAAUGGUGUGGACUGUAAUUCAUUGUCCUUCCUGAGUGUCUUCACUGAAGGAGACUUGGGAGACAGUGGAAAACGGAAGAAGAAAGGUACCGAAAUGGAACAAAUUGACUGCACCCCUCCUGAACAUAUCCUGCCAGGUAGCAAAGAGAGACCCCUGUGUGCCCUUCAGCCCCAGAACAGAGACUGGAAGCCUUUGCAGUGCCUAAAGGUAUUGACGAUGAGUGGCUGGAACCCUCCACCCGGUAACCGGAAAAUGCAUGGGGACCUCAUGUAUUUAUAUGUCAUCACGGUGGAGGAUCGGCACGUCAGUAUCACUGCAUCCACUCGAGGAUUUUACUUGAAUCAGUCUACUGCGUACAACUUCAAUCCCAAACCUGCAAACCCCAGUUUUCUCAGUCAUUCCUUGGUGGAACUACUUAACCAGAUCAGCCCUACCUUCAAAAAAAACUUUUCUGCUCUGCAGAAGAAACGGGUUCAGAGACACCCUUUUGAAAGGAUAGCCACUCCUUUCCAAGUGUACAGCUGGACGGCUCCGCAAGCAGAACAUGCCAUGGACUGUGUCCGGGCAGAAGACGCUUAUACUUCUAGACUGGGCUAUGAAGAGCACAUACCUGGACAGACCAGAGACUGGAACGAGGAGCUGCAGACCACGCGAGAGCUGCCGCGCAAGAACCUUCCCGAGAGGCUGCUGAGAGAACGAGCCAUUUUCAAGGUUCACAGCGACUUCACUGCAGCAGCAACAAGAGGUGCUAUGGCUGUCAUUGAUGGCAACGUAAUGGCCAUCAACCCCAGUGAAGAGACCAAGAUGCAGAUGUUCAUCUGGAACAACAUUUUCUUCAGCCUGGGCUUUGACGUCCGUGACCACUACAAGGACUUUGGCGGAGAUGUUGCUGCUUACGUAGCUCCUACCAAUGAUCUCAAUGGUGUGCGGACCUAUAAUGCUGUGGAUGUAGAAGGGCUGUACACGCUGGGGACUGUAGUGGUGGAUUACAGAGGUUACAGGGUGACAGCUCAGUCUAUUAUUCCUGGCAUCUUGGAACGGGAGCAGGAACAGAGCGUCAUCUAUGGGUCAAUAGACUUUGGCAAGACAGUUGUCUCGCACCCCAAGUACCUGGAGCUGCUGGAGAAGACCAGCAGGCCGCUUAAGAUCCAGAAGCACAAAGUCCUCAACGACAAGAAUGAGGAGGUGGAGCUGUGCUCCUCCGUGGAGUGCAAAGGCAUUAUUGGCAACGAUGGGCGUCACUACAUCCUGGACCUGCUCCGCACGUUCCCUCCAGAUCUAAACUUCCUGCCUGUUGAAGGGGAGGAGAUGCCAGAGGAAUGUAAGAAAAUGGGGUUCCCCAAGCAGCACAGACACAAGCUUUGCUGUCUCCGGCAAGAGCUUGUUGAUGCCUUUGUAGAACACAGGUAUCUCUUAUUCAUGAAGCUGGCUGCACUGCAGCUGAUGCAGCAGAAAGCCAACAAGCAGGAGAGCUCAGGUGCGCUGGAAAAUGGCGCCUCUCCGGAGAACGGUACUGCAGACAGCGAGAAGUCUGAGUCAGAGGACGGUAAAAUAGACGACAACGUGACUGGACUUGAUCAGGUGAAAGAGCUUGCUGAGACCAUCGCAUCUGAUGAUGGAACAGUGGAUCCCAAAAGCAGAGAAGUGAUUCGAAAUGCUUGCAAAGCUGUAGGCUCCAUUAGUGACACGUCAUUUGACAUUCGGUUUAACCCAGAUAUUUUCUCACCAGGUGUUCGUUUUCCCGAGUCUAGCAAAGAGGAGGUGCAGGAUCAGAAGCAGUUGCUGAAGGAUGCUGCUGCGUUCUUGCUGUCAUGCCAGAUCCCAGGUUUGGUCAAAGACUGCCUGGAUCACACGGUGCUCCCGAUGGACGGGGCUACCUUAGCAGAGGCCAUGCACCAGAGGGGCAUCAACAUGCGUUAUCUAGGCAAAGUGAUCAACUUCAUCACCAAGACCCCUGGCCGUGCUCAGCUGGAUCAUAUUUUUAAAAUAGGAAUCAGUGAAUUGAUCACUCGAUCGGCUAAACACAUCUUCAAGACGUACCUCCAGGGCGUGGAGCUGUCGGGUUUAUCAGCAGCCAUCAGCCACUUCCUCAAUUGCUUUCUAAGCUCCUUUCCAAAUCCCAUUGCCCAUCUUCCAGCUGAUGAGCUGGUCUCCAAGAAGAAGAAUAAGAAAAGGAAAAACAGGAACCUUGGAAAUGCUGACAACACUGCAUGGGCCAGCAUGACCCCUCAGGAGCUUUGGAAGAAUAUUUGUUCAGAAGCAAAGAACUACUUCGAUUUUAGUCUUGAAUGUGAGAAUGCUGACCAAGCAGCUGAAGCGUAUAAUCUACAGAAAAUCACCCUGCUUCGUGAAAUCUCCCUCAAAACUGGAGUCCAAAUACUGCUGAAAGAGUACAACUUUGACAACAGGCACAAGCCCACCUUCACAGAAGAGGAUAUUCUCAACAUCUUCCCUGUAGUGAAGCAUGUAAACCCCAAAGCCUCAGAUGCUUUCCACUUCUUCCAGAGCGGGCAAGCAAAGGUUCAGCAAGGUUUCUUGAAGGAGGGCUGUGAGCUCAUCAAUGAAGCCUUAAACUUGUUCAACAAUGUGUAUGGUGCUAUGCAUGUAGAAAUCUGUGCCUGCCUGAGGCUGCUAGCUCGUCUCAACUAUAUCAUGGGAGAUUAUUCAGAGGCCUUAAGUAAUCAGCAGAAAGCGGUGCUAAUGAGCGAGAGGGUCCUGGGUAUUGAACAUCCCAACACGAUUCAAGAAUACAUGCACCUUGCUUUGUACUGCUUUGCAAACAGCCAGCUCUCUACAGCAUUGAACUUACUGUACCGUGCACGCUACCUCAUGCUCUUGGUAUUUGGGGAGGAUCACCCAGAAAUGGCGCUCUUAGAUAACAACAUUGGCUUGGUGCUCCACGGGGUUAUGGAGUAUGACCUGUCCCUCCGGUUCCUGGAGAACGCGCUGGCCAUCAGCUCCAAGUAUCACGGCUCCAAGUCUCUGAAAGUUGCACUAAGCCACCACUUGGUAGCCCGGGUGUAUGAGAGCAAAGCAGAAUUCCGGUCAGCUCUGCAGCACGAGAAGGAAGGCUACACCAUCUACAAAAACCAGCUUGGAGAACACCAUGAAAAGACCAAAGAGAGCUCUGAGUACUUGAAAUACCUGACUCAGCAAGCAGUCGCUCUUCAACGCACAAUGAACGAGAUUUACAAGAAUGGCUCCAAUGCGAACAUCAUGCCACUUAAGUUCACAGCUCCCAGUAUGGCCAGUGUCCUGGAGCAGCUCAACAUUAUCAAUGGAAUUCUCUUCAUUCCACUAAGCCAAAAAGACUUGGAGAACCUUAAAGCAGAGGUGCAGCGACGCCAGCAGCUCCAAGAAAGCAUAAAAAGUGGCGAACAGCUGGAACCAGAGGACAAAGCUGUGGAGGAGAAAGAGGCUGAGCCAAGCAUGCCUUCUGCUGCGAUCCCCUUAACACAGAGCUCUGCUUAAUGUGUACCUCGCUUAAAAAAAAAAAAAAGUUUAAACCACCCUUUUCUGAAUCUGACCCAGGGUCUUGGACUCCCCUGGAGCAGCUCCUCCUUUUUUGACAAUGUUAUUGCACUGGUACAAUUAAUACACAAUGCAAAGAACUAAUCUGAGAAAUGUAAUCUGUCUGACUGAGCUUGUGUCUGCCACGUGAAGGGGAAGGUGGCCAGGAUGCAGCAGCAUACAAAAGACCCAUCCUAGGUGAGCGCAGCCAGCGGCUGUCACGCCCGCGUGUGUGUACGUGUUGUGUGUGUGCGCAUCUCAUCAGUUAUUUCUACUUUGUACAUAUGAAUUCCAAAUGAACUGUCUUGAGGUAUGUAACAUUUCUCAGGUCAUUUUUAUGUUGACUAAGGACACUGCUUUGCUAAAACAGUACAAAACCAGCCCCAGCCACUGCUCAGCGUUCUUGUAAAACGUGGAUUCCAAGCCAAAAGAUUUAUUUUCCCCCCAGUCACUACCCCAGUUUGUGCUAAGGAGAACUAAGCAGCCAUGUUUGUAUUGCUCAGAUGACUGAAGCCUGUAAUGUGUGUGUGUAAGUGGGGGAAUGUACAGCAUUUUCUACAUCAGGAUAUAGCCAUUGGAUUCCUUUAACCAUUUUUUCUACUUUUGGUUGGCAGUUUGGCAAUUCAGUGGGGUUUUGUAACAUUCACAUUCUAAUUUUCAAGGUAAAGAUAUAGAUAGAGAGAGAGAUAUAUAUAUAUGAUACUCACAGUUCCACCUCUGCUCUGCUUGCAGCUGAGUAACUUAGGAUACUGUAUCCAAAGAGUGAGGGCUUGAUGUUUAAAAAAAGCGCACAAACUUCCAUUACAAUGGAAACCCCAGUGCCUAGGAGAGAUUGGUAACGGCAUCAGAUGCGGUCUGACCUACAGCGACUGAGCAGGAAAUCGUGGCCCUGUUUGUUAAAAGAGGGGGGGAAGAGGGGAGGAAAAGUCAGAGACAGGGACGUGGCCUCAUUUGCAACAGCAACUGGAACGCAGAGCCGAUGGACUUUAACCUGAUGGGCAAGCUGAACCAGAGGGGAAGCGUACGCUUCCCGCAACCUGAAAUUACGAGGCUUCGGGGAGGGGGUUUAAAUAAAAACUGAAGCCUAGGCAGAUGAUAGGCACAGAAGCCUAUGGCAGAUAGAUACCUUCUUCACGAACUUUUUUGCACACUGGUUUUGCGAUUGUUGCCAGGGGAGCUUCCAUUGCUGGCAAUGGAUGUCACUGAAAUGGCAGAUGCCACUAAACGAAUCCUUAGGUCCCCUCCCCAUCACACACACGUCCCAUGGUGGUUGUCGGUGACUCACGCGUGCUCCCCUGGCUGCACCGGUCACAGAGCAGGUAAGAUGUGGCCGCUGCAGGCCACGGUGUGCCGACAGAGUUGAAUGUCCUUUUUUUCCAAACGGAUCAAGCUGUAGAACUUCUGCGUGCUGGUCCACAGCCACCCUGUGCUGACAAAGGAGUCCGGUCUCUCUCUCUCACGCGCGCGUGUUGUCUGUCAUGGAUAGUACCCUGUGCUAAUUUGCGUUGCUUCUUUUACUGACCUUCUGGAGAACAAGUGCUGUCACUGUGCUCUGUACCCUUGGUUUCCUGUACUACAUGACAGGUAUUUGUAACUCUUGGUG